CAGAACCCACACAAAAUCCUUGAAAUCUGCCACGCCGCUUCUCUCACCCCCGAGUCCCACCUCGACCGCAUCGCUUUCUCCGUCGCCAUUUCCAAGCUCUCCGAAUCCAACCACUUCGACACAAUCCGCCAGUUCCUCGACGACCUCCUAACCUCUCGCCCCGACCUCAAAACGGAGCGUUUCGCUUCUCACGCUAUCGUUCUGUACGGUCAAGCCAAGAUGAUCCCACAAGCCAUUGACACUUUCAAGCGAAUUCACGAUCUGGGUAUUCCUCGAACCGUUAAAUCUCUCAACGCUUUGCUUUUUGCUUGUCUUUUGUCUAAGGAUUACAAGGAGCUGAACCGGGUUUACAUUGAGUUUCCGAAGUUUUAUGAGAUUAAGCCGAAUUUGGAUACGUUUAAUACGGUGAUUAAAGGGUUUUCGGAAUCGGGUUCGACCAGUUCUGGGUACUCUGUUUUGGCUGAGAUGGAGAGGAAGUCUGUGAAGCCGAAUGCCACUACUUUUGGGAAUUUGCUUGCUGGGUUUUAUUAGGAGGAGAAGUUUGAG
Quercus robur (English oak) is the source of this 546-nucleotide messenger RNA. RefSeq names its product pentatricopeptide repeat-containing protein At1g11630, mitochondrial-like. Bases 220 to 531 code for a protein of 103 amino acids. The transcript has a single exon. The record is from RefSeq and is a predicted model, not a curated record. NCBI's taxonomy places the organism in Eukaryota, Viridiplantae, Streptophyta, Magnoliopsida, Fagales, Fagaceae. Gene Ontology annotation, molecular function: protein binding.